UUGAUGGUGAUUGUCUUUGCUCCUGCAGGAAGGGCCGGCACACGGGUGGUGGGAACAAUGCAAGGUGAAGACACGGAGGAAGAUGGGACCCCUGCCCCAGCACGGCCAGGCUCGCACAAGGUCACCACCAAGGCACAGGAGGACUCGGGGGAUAGUGAGAUUGACCUGGAUGAAGAUGACGAUGAGGAGGAUGAUCUGGAAGAUGACAGCAUGGAAAUCUCCCCGAGCAAAUCCCGUCACCGAGCAAGGAAGCCAGAGCCACUGGAGCAAAGUGAUAAUGACUUCUGACUCUUCAGUUGCAUCUUGAAACACAAACUUUGGAGAGAAUGCAGGCCAGGAGCAAAUAUCCUGCCCUCUGAAAAGCACGUGUCAGCAUGAAUUCAGGAGCUGGUAAAUAAUGUUCAUUAAACUUAAAAAUUAAACUUGGAUUGCCAGGCUUGUGACUCUCAAAGCAUGAGCAGUUUAUCCAUCAUGAGAGUCACAGUAAUGUGAUGUUAUUUCCAUAAUUGCACUAAACUGGCUCUCAUGCACUGCAGUGCCAGAAGUCUCACUCCAGUGAGCACUGUGUGCCUCAUUUCCCUGCAUUUUAUUAUGUCCAAACAGACUUUUUUGGCUUAAUAAAACUGGAUGAAAAGCU
This is a messenger RNA of Empidonax traillii (willow flycatcher), 637 nucleotides long. It is a transcript of the gene IFT38, whose product is annotated as clusterin associated protein 1. The coding region runs from base 4 to 288 and encodes 94 amino acids. The record is from RefSeq and is a predicted model, not a curated record. The transcript has 3 exons. Lineage: Eukaryota; Metazoa; Chordata; Aves; Passeriformes; Tyrannidae.